This is a messenger RNA of Carya illinoinensis, 805 nucleotides long. RefSeq names its product zinc finger protein 6-like. The transcript has a single exon. Gene Ontology annotation, biological process: cytokinin-activated signaling pathway; gibberellic acid mediated signaling pathway; trichome differentiation. The record is from RefSeq and is a predicted model, not a curated record. Gene Ontology annotation, cellular component: nucleus. Gene Ontology annotation, molecular function: DNA-binding transcription factor activity; transcription cis-regulatory region binding. Lineage: Eukaryota; Viridiplantae; Streptophyta; Magnoliopsida; Fagales; Juglandaceae. The coding region runs from base 45 to 641 and encodes 198 amino acids.
UUUCCUUUAACAUGCAUGUCAGAUUGUGAACUCUCUCUGUUUGCAUGGCAGCUGAAAGCUCGAGUACUCCAGCAGGCAAAUUGAAAUCCACUAAUACUAUGUCCGAUGAAAACCCCACUUCGACACUGAAACUAUUCGGCUUUCCAUUAACGCAACACAAAGAACUAGCAGUCAAGAGAGAACAUUUCGGAGAUCUAGAACACACCAAAUACAUGUGUCAAUUUUGCCGUCGAGCUUUUGCUAACUCCCAAGCAUUAGGUGGCCACCAAAAUGCACACAAGCGAGAGCGUCAAAGAGUGAGGCGUUCCCGAUUUCAGAGUGGACAGUUUGUAGCAGCUGCUGCACCAAUUCUAAGCUCGCACGCCGUGAGAUCAUCAACAGUACCGUCCAUUCAUUCAAGAAGACUCGUUCGCAAUCCUGCUGCUACAGCUAGCUUCGACUCAGGGUUACAGCAGGCACAUCCAAAUUUUUAUCUAUCACGGCAGCCUUUGAAUAUUUCAUCAUUUCCUUCUCGUUUCUUCGUGACAACCCCUGUGCAGAUUUCUGCUAAUUCGCUUUCGUUUGCUGAAUUCUCAGGUAAGUUGCCAGAAGGGGAGGUAGGUGUUGAUCUUCAUCUAAAGUUGUCUCCUUCUGGUAAUUAAAGAUAGCUAGAUUAUAUGGACCGUAUUGCAUGUAUGAGUGGAACCUGAUCAUCUCUUUUCGAAAUAGUCUUUUUUAAAUUUGCAUUUGAAGUUCCCAUUUGAAGUUGUAAGGUUGGCAAACAAGAGCUUAUAAAUUCCAAUAAGAAAACGGCCAUUUACUUUUC